GGCCUGUCCCGUCCCGGUGCCGCCAUGACGCUCCUCGCCGCCGGCAGCCGGGCGGCCGCGCGCCUCCGCGGGCCCAAGAACGCACCGUGUGUCCUCUUGGCCGCCCGCCACGCCAGCGCUGCCACGAACCUCAAAGAUGUCCUGGCCACCAUGAUCCCCAAGGAGCAGGCGAAGAUCAAGAGCUUCCGGCAGCAGCACGGCAGCACGGCCAUCGGGCAGAUCACCGUGGACAUGGUUUAUGGCGGGAUGAGGGGCAUGAAGGGACUGAUCUACGAGACCUCUGUGCUGGAUCCUGAUGAGGGCAUCCGCUUCCGCGGGUACAGCAUCCCCGAGUGCCAGAAGAAGCUGCCCAAAGCCCCAGGGGGAGAGGAGCCGCUGCCUGAGGGGCUCUUCUGGCUGCUGGUGACAGGAGACAUCCCUACCCAGGAGCAGGUGAGCUGGCUGUCCAAGGAGUGGGCCCGGCGCGCUGCUCUGCCCUCCCACGUGGUGACCAUGCUGGACAACUUCCCCACCAACCUGCACCCCAUGUCCCAGCUGAGCGCGGCCGUCACCGCCCUCAACAGCGAGAGCAAGUUCGCCCGCGCCUACGCCGAGGGCAUCCACCGCGCCAAGUACUGGGAGUUUGUGUACGAGGACGCCAUGGACCUGAUUGCGAAGCUGCCGUGCGUCGCCGCCAAGAUCUACCGCAACCUGUACCGGGAGGGCAGCGGCAUCGGGGCCAUCGACCCCAACCUCGACUGGUCCCACAACUUCACCAACAUGCUGGGCUACACCGACCCCCAGUUCGUCGAGCUGAUGCGGCUCUACCUCACCAUCCACAGUGACCACGAGGGAGGGAACGUGAGUGCCCACACCAGUCACCUGGUCGGCAGCGCCCUGUCUGACCCGUACCUCGCCUUCGCCGCCGCCAUGAACGGCCUGGCCGGGCCCCUGCACGGCCUCGCCAACCAGGAGGUGCUGCUCUGGCUGACUGACCUUCAGAAGGAGCUGGGCAAGGAGGUGUCAGAUGAGAAGCUGCGUGAUUUCAUCUGGAACACGCUCAACUCAGGCAGGGUGGUGCCGGGAUAUGGACACGCGGUGCUGCGGAAGACGGACCCUCGCUACACCUGCCAGCGGGAAUUCGCCCUCAAACACCUGCCCAAGGACCCUCUGUUCAAGCUCGUGGCUCAGCUCUACAAGAUCGUCCCCAACGUGCUGCUGGAGCAGGGCAAGGCCAAGAACCCCUGGCCCAACGUGGACGCCCACAGUGGGGUCCUACUGCAGUACUAUGGGAUGAAGGAGAUGAAUUACUACACGGUGCUGUUCGGGGUGUCCCGAGCCCUGGGCGUCCUCUCUCAGCUCAUCUGGAGCCGGGCGCUGGGAUUCCCCCUGGAGCGGCCCAAAUCCAUGAGCACCAAGGGCCUGAUGCAGCUCGUGGGCUACAAAUCCGGGUAAAGAAGGGACGGGGACAGGGCCGCGGCCUGUGCUCCCCAGGGAACAUUGCGCUGCCGGGCCCGGCCCGGACGCCCUCGGCACUGAACCCCCCCCGGGCACCGGCCGGGGGCUCCUCGGGGUCAGCGGAGCCCCCCCGGCUGCUCCCCCUCCCCUGCCCCACCCCUGGCUCUCCCCACCCGUGUGAGGUGAGGGGGGUCUCCUGUGCCCCCACCCCACCCCAGCAGCACUCACUGCGCACACUGGGAGCCCCCCGACUCCCCACACACUGGGAGCCCCCCGGCUCCCCCACUGCUGGGCUGGGGGUGGUCCCGGUGAGGCCGUGGGGGGGCACAGCCCCCCCCUGAGAGGGUUCAGUCCAGACUCGUGUCCAGGCCCUCCCACAGGGACUCGAUACACUCCUCCCCGGCCGCGCCCCCGUGUUUGUGUGACCCCCCCUCCCUGUCCGAAGCCCCCAGGAGCCAGAGCUGGGACCCCCCCAGCCCCCUCACAGCUCUUGGGCACUUCUGUACAAACAACAACAAAAUGCAAAAUAAAUGUUUUUAUUAACAAA
Messenger RNA from Corapipo altera (White-ruffed manakin), 1984 nucleotides. RefSeq names its product citrate synthase (gene CS). The transcript is spliced from 11 exons. NCBI's taxonomy places the organism in Eukaryota, Metazoa, Chordata, Aves, Passeriformes, Pipridae. The coding region runs from base 25 to 1434 and encodes 469 amino acids. The record is from RefSeq and is a predicted model, not a curated record. Gene Ontology annotation, biological process: citrate metabolic process; carbohydrate metabolic process; tricarboxylic acid cycle. Gene Ontology annotation, cellular component: mitochondrial matrix.